Molecule: messenger RNA, 767 nt
Organism: Arabidopsis thaliana (thale cress)
Lineage: Eukaryota; Viridiplantae; Streptophyta; Magnoliopsida; Brassicales; Brassicaceae
Exons: 1
Coding region: 338-574 (78 amino acids)
Source: RefSeq, marked reviewed
CUGUCCAGUGUCCACUACACUAAUCACUUCAUGCUACGGCCCGCUAAUUAAUGUUUAAAUAUGUAUUGAUCGGAUCAGAAAGAAUAUUUGUAUGAUCAAAAAAAAAUCUGUUCUCUUCCUCACAGCUUUUCUCUCAGAUCUGUUUGUUCGGGUUUAUUUUUGCUCUCUUGCUUAGUUCUGUUUUUCACUCAACUACAAUUCUUUCUUAAGUUUCUAUGGUUAGAUGAACUUAGACUGUUAUUGUUUUUGGAAAAAUCCGUAGAUCUAUCCGUCUCAAUACUUUGAUAAACUAAAAUCUGUUUCUUUUUCUUAUAAAAUUGCAGAUUUUGUAUCACACAUGGGAUCUAAACCUAGCUCGCUGGCUGAUGAAGUAGCCAUUAUUGUUGAGCAAGUAGACAAGGUUAUGGGGAUGGUUUUUUGGUGCCCCCUCUACUGGGAAUCUAUAGAACUCCUUGCAAAAGAUGAGGUUUCACGAGCCAUAUUUUAUGGACUAACAGAAGGAUGUAAGCUUGAUUAUCUUAAAUACAAGACAAAAGCUUCCAUGGUCCCAGAAAUGACACGGUUUUAUAGUUAAAAGCUUAAAACAUCUAUGUUUUUAUGUUUUUGGAUUUGUUUUUGUGAAAGAUGUUGUGCUUGAGUUUGAUAUUGUCGAAUAUGUUUCAUGUUCAUUGUUUAUAUACGAGUGCUUGUCUACUUGAAUAUGAUGUGUUGUAUGGAUUAUAAACUUGGAUUUGAUUUGGUUUGAAUCUGAUCUCUAUGACGUAGCG